Messenger RNA from Sturnus vulgaris (Common starling), 2146 nucleotides. The record is from RefSeq and is a predicted model, not a curated record. NCBI's taxonomy places the organism in Eukaryota, Metazoa, Chordata, Aves, Passeriformes, Sturnidae.
CUGCCUUGUGAUCUUUGACAUCUCGAAGAAAGAAUGGAUGAAGACUUUAAAGCAGGGGCACUUGACUCUACUCUUCCAAGUCCAUCAGAGACUUUGCUUUCCAUUCGACUGUUAGACUUUAAAACAAGUUUAUUGGAGGCCAUAGAAGAACUGCGGAUAAGAAGGGAAACAGAAACUAAUUAUGAAGAACAAAUAAAUAAAAUUGUUAUAGAGAAACAAGAACUUGAGUGGCAGAAGGAAACUCUGCAGCAUCAGACUGACACACUGCAACAACAAAACAAAGAAGCUAUGGCAGCUUUUAAAAAACAGUUACAGGCAAGGAUGUUUGCCAUGGAAGAAGAAAAGGGAAAAUACCAACUUGCUGUAGAAACAAAAGAAAAAGAAAUCGAUGGACUGAAAGAAUCAUUAAAAGCAUUACAGAUUUCAAAAUACACUUUACAAAAGAAACUGAAUGAAAUGGAUCAAAAAUUGCAGAUGCACUUAACAGCAAAAGAGGAGCAUCACAAGAAGCUGAAUGAAAUUGAGAGGUGUUAUGCUACUAUUGCAUCUCGGUUUGGAAUUGUAAAAGGUGUUCAUGGCAAACUAGAGCACAGUGUGCAGGAAGCCAUACAGCACAAUAAGAAAUUAGCAUCAGUGAAUAAAAGACAAGAGACUGAAAUAAAUAAUCUGAAGGAAGAACUGAAGAAAGUAACUACAGACUUGAUAAGGUCCAAGGUCACCUCUCAGUACAGGGUGGGAGAAGAAAACAUCAAUCUUGCAGUGAAGGAAAAACAGUUUCAAGAACUGCAACAGAAAAUCAGAAUGGAGACAGCAGUCAGUAAAAAAGUUCAAGAAGAAAACACUCACAUUAAAGAAGAAAAGCUGGAAAUUCUCAGCUCUCUACAGUGUGUGCAGGAGCUGCUUCAGCGAAUAACCCAAGCGAAUGUUAGAAUGGAAAGUGAAUUAAAUGCACUGAAAGAAGACUAUCAGGCCCUUGAAAGAGAUAAUGAGCUGCAAAGGGAGAAGGCAAAGGAAAAUGAAGAAAAGUUCCUUAAUCUUCAGAAUGAGCAUGAGAAGGCACUAAGAACUUGGAAAAAUGAAGAGGAAAACAUGAGAAGAGAAAUACAAACUAUUAAAAAUGAGCUGAAUUCCCUUAAAGGACUUCAUAGACCUCUUGAAGAUUAUCAUCCUCCCCAGGGAAAUCAGCAUUCUGAGCAAGUGGAGAAUCUGCAGAUGCAGUCACCAGCUCAGCCCAUACCAACAAAUGUAAGUGGUCAAGUACACUCAAAAGACAGUGAAAUACAGGCUAUUCACAAAGAAAAUGAGUUUAUGCAGUCUGUAAUAAGUAAAUAUGGUAAUUGUGGAAAUGAAGAAGAAAUUGAAGUAAGAAACACAAGGGACAAGCCUUCAAGCAUUGAGGAAUUAAAGACAGAGCAAACUCUCAGUUCUUGUUCAAGAGUAAAUCAAAUGAGAGGUCAAGCUACAUGGACUUCAGCUUGCAAGGAGCCUUCCCUUUUGAAAGACAAACCACCAUGCUUAGUGGAAAACACAAACGUUAUUUCAAAUGCACAGAGUCAAAAUCUCAGUGAAAGUGUGGACAGUGGAAAAGCAGGACAAGGUUCUAGCAGUUUGAACAGAGCUGCCAACACUUUGAAUACCUCUAGUAUCCACCGAGAGCCCCAGGGAGAGCCUAGUGAAGGAUGGAAUGCUACAGCAAAGGCUUUUUAUGAUUCUUCUUUUCCCACAGAACAUGUUAAAGAAGGAUUUGCUGCCUUCCAGAACAAACAGAAGUCUCACAUGAGUGUCACUCCAGCAAGUGAAAAAGCACUCAAAGAUGAGGACAGCUGCUCUCUUAGGAACUCCAUCAUACAAAACCAAACAGGAGGAAUUGAGAAAUUAUUGAAUUUGGAGAGACUUCAUUCAGCAAGAAAGAGAAAAUACGAAGAAGGCCAGUGAAGAUGAGUGCCAGGAGAAAAGGAUUCUUUUAGGAACAGAGAGAUCUCUUACCUAACCCAGAUUUGUAGAGGUAUUCCUACAGAAUAUGGUACAUAUGUGUAGUUUCAUGUUUAAUAUAACAUGUUAACAGUUCUUAAUGUUCAAAAAUGUAUACAAUUCCUGCUCCUCAUGUUAGUUCUGGUUCUGCAAUCAAAUUCAAGUUAUUAUGGGC